Messenger RNA from Tupaia belangeri chinensis (Chinese tree shrew), 5561 nucleotides. RefSeq names its product collagen type XVII alpha 1 chain (gene COL17A1). Gene Ontology annotation, cellular component: extracellular matrix. NCBI's taxonomy places the organism in Eukaryota, Metazoa, Chordata, Mammalia, Scandentia, Tupaiidae. The record is from RefSeq and is a predicted model, not a curated record. The transcript has 57 exons. The coding region runs from base 124 to 4695 and encodes 1523 amino acids.
UUUUUUUUUAAAAAAAAAGUACGCACUGCAAAUUUCGAGAAGAAAACAUCAAGGCAAGAGAGGGGGGACAUUUAUUAAAGUUCUUUCCAGUUCCUUCAAGAUCUCAAGCUAGGUGGCGAUGGUAUGGACGUAACCAAGAAAAACAAACGAGAUGGCGCUGAAGUCACUGAAAGAAUUAUCACAGAAACAGUAACUACAAGACUGACAUCUUUACCACCAAAAGGGAGCACCAGCAAUGGCUAUGCUAAAACAGGCUCUCUUGGAGGAGCAAGCAGGACGGAGAAGCAAAGCCUGACCCAUGGCAGCAGCAGCUACCUAAACUCAAGUGGAAGCAUACGAGGCAACUCCACCUCCAGUUACAGGAGAGCUCACUCGCCUGCCUCCACUCUGCCCAACUCACCAGGAUCAACCUUCGAUAGGAAAACCCAUGUUACCCGCCAUGGAGCAUACGAAGGCAGCUCCAGUGGCAACUCUUCUCCGGAGUACCCUCGGAAGGAAUUUGCAUCUUCUUCAACCAGAGGACGAAGCCAAACACGAGAGAGUGAGAUUCGAGUUCGAUUGCAAAGUGCAUCCCCAUCUACCCGAUGGACGGAAUUGGAUGAUGUUAAGCGUUUGCUCAAGGGGAGUCGAUCAGCAAGUGCCAGCCCCACCCGGAACUCCUCCAACACUCUCCCCAUCCCCAAGAAAGCCACUGUGGAGACCAAAAUGGUGACAGCGAGCUCCCAGUCGGUGUCGGGCACCUACGACACUACGAUCCUGGAUGCCAACCUUCCUUCCCACGUGUGGUCUUCUACUCUGCCGGCGGGAUCUUCCAUGGGGACCUAUCACAACAACAUGACAACCCAGAGCUCAUCCCUCCUCAACACCAAUGCCUACUCUGCAGGAUCAGUCUUUGGAGUCCCCAAUAACAUGGCAUCCUGCUCUCCCACCCUGCAGCCCGGGCUCAGCACCUGCUCCUCAGUGUUUGGUAUGCAGAACAAUCUGGGCCCCAGCUCGACCACCCUGUCCCAUGGCACAACCACCACUUCCACAGCAUAUGGCGUGAAGAAAAACGUGCCCCAGAGCCCUGCUGUUGCGAGCACCGGUGUGUCCACCUCUGGUGUGUCCACCUCUGCCGCCGGCAGUACAAGUGUCCAAAGUGAUGACUUCUUGCACAAGGACUGCAAGUUCCUGAUCCUGGAAAAAGACAACACGCCUGCCAAGAAGGAGAUGGAGUUGCUAAUCAUGAAUAAGGACAGUGGGAAGGUCUUUACCGCCUCCCCGGCUAGCAUCACUGCAACUUCUUUUUCAGAAGACACCCUGAAAAAAGAAAAGCAAGCUGCUUAUGCCGCUGACACCUGCCUAAAAUCUGAUGCUAAUGGAAACGUGACCACCGUGCUGGGGAAGGGCAACGCCUCCGCAGAAAUCCAUGGACCCUACAAGGGGGUCGGUGGUGGUGGUGGCGGUGGUGGCGUCGGAGGAGGCGGCGGCGGUGGCGGAGGUCCGUGGGGGGCGGCGCCUGCCUGGUGCCCCUGCGGCUCCUGCUGCAGCUGGUGGAAAUGGCUGCUGGGCCUGCUGCUCACCUGGCUGCUGCUCCUGGGGCUGCUCUUCGGACUCAUCGCUCUGGCCGAGGAGGUGCGGAAGCUGAAAGCGCGUGUGGACGAGCUGGAGACGACCCGGAGCAGCGUGUUGUACUACGGGGACAGGAUGGACCGGAGCAGCAGGGACCGCCUCCAGGGCGCGGCACCCGCCCUGGACGCGAAGGUGGACAACACCUGGCAGGACGGCUCCAAUCAGGAGGCCCUCUGGCUGUUCGUCAGGGAAAAGCUAAUGUCGGAACAAGGGAAGGGGAGUCUCCGAGGUAGCCCUGGCCCUAAAGGUGACAUGGGAAGUCAAGGCCCUAAAGGAGAUCGAGGGCUCCCCGGGACUCCAGGUAUUCCCGGUCCCUUGGGUCACCAAGGUCCUGAAGGGCCAAAGGGACAAAAAGGCAGCGUGGGAGAUCCUGGCAUGGAAGGACCCAUGGGUCAGAGAGGACGAGAAGGCCCCAUGGGACCUCGUGGUGAACCAGGACCUCCUGGGUUUGGAGAGAAAGGGGACAGAGGAGUUGCUGGUGAACCAGGUCCUCAGGGCCCACCGGGUGUCCCAGGGUCUGUGGGUCCCAAAGGUUCCAGUGGCUCUCCCGGCCCCCAGGGACCCCCAGGCUCCAUGGGUCUCCAAGGGCUCCGAGGUGAAGUGGGACUUCCUGGUGUCAAAGGUGACAAAGGACCUAUGGGACCACCAGGACCUAAAGGUGACCAGGGUGAGAAGGGACCCCGAGGCCUCACAGGCGAGCCUGGCAUGAGAGGUUUACCUGGUGCUGUGGGCGAGCCCGGAGCUAAAGGAGCAAUGGGUCCUGCUGGCCCUGAUGGACAACAAGGCCUGAGAGGUGAACAAGGUCUCAUGGGGAUGCCUGGAACCCGUGGCCCACCAGGACCUUCUGGAGAUCCAGGAAAGCCAGGUCUCACAGGACCUCAAGGACCUCAGGGAGUUCCCGGUACCCCCGGCCGCCCAGGGGCUAAAGGUGAACCCGGAGCACCGGGCAAGAUCGUCACUUCAGAGGGGUCAUCGACAGUCACCGUCCCAGGCCCACCGGGACCUCCUGGAGCCAUGGGACCCCCAGGACCUCCAGGUGCCCCAGGCCCUGCCGGCCCAGCUGGUCUCCCAGGACAGCAAGGCCCACGAGGGGAGCGAGGGCUGGCUGGCGACUCGUUCCUGGGUAGUAGCAGCUCCAUCUCCGAGGUCCUCUCUGCUCAAGGUCUUGAUUUACGAGGUCCCCCAGGCCCACCUGGACCACGUGGGCCACCAGGGCCCGCUGUUCCAGGCCCACCAGGACCCCGAGGCCCACCAGGGGAAGGCGCACCAGGCCCACCAGGCCCUCCAGGAUCUCCCUUGACUGACUCAGAUAGCUUCUUCUCUGGCCCCCCAGGCCCACCUGGCCCCCCAGGCCCCAAGGGAGACCAAGGUCCCCCAGGCCCCCGAGGACACCAAGGCGAGCCAGGCCUCCCCGGAUUCCCCACCUCAGGAUCCAGUUCUGUCGGACUCAACCUUCAGGGACCACCAGGCCCACCCGGCCCCCAGGGACCCAAAGGGGACAAAGGUGAUCCCGGUGUCCCAGGGGCUCCUGGCAUUUCUGCUGGUUCAUCGCUAGGAGGAUCAUCCAGCACCAUGUAUGUGCCAGGCCCGCCAGGCCCACCAGGGCCACCCGGGGCUCCAGGCUCCCUCAGCUCCAGCCGGGAGAUCCAGCAGUACCUCUCUGAGUACAUGCAGAGUGACAGUAUCAGGUCUUACCUGUCUGGAGUUCAGGGUCCCCCAGGUCCACCUGGUCCCCCUGGGCCUGUCACCACCAUCGCUGGCGAAACUUUCGACUACUCAGAGCUGGCGAGCCAGGUCGUGAGCUACCUGCGGACUUCGGGGUACAGCGUCAGCUUGUCCUCGUCCUCCAUCUUGUCCGAAGACAUCCUGGCUGUGCUGCAGCGGGACGACGUGCGGCAGUACCUCCGGCAGUUCCUGACAGGUCCUCGUGGUCCCCCAGGGCCACCGGGAGCCAGUGGAGACGGCUCCCUCCUAUCUCUGGACUACGCAGAGCUGAGCAAUCGUGUUCUCAGCUACAUGUCGAGUUCCGGGAUCAGCAUUGGGCUUCCUGGCCCCCCGGGCCCCCCUGGUUUGCCAGGAACAUCCUCCGAGGAGCUCCUGUCCUUGCUCCGAGGGUCUGAGUUCAGAGGCAUCGUUGGACCUCCAGGUCCGCCGGGUCCCCCGGGGCUCCCCGGCAGCGCGUGGUCCAGCAUCAGCAUGGAGGACCUCUCGUCUUACCUGCACACUGCAGGCCUGUCGUCCAUCCCAGGCCCUCCAGGCCCUCCUGGGCCCCCAGGCCCUCGGGGGCCCCCGGGUGUCUCGGGAGCUCUGGCAACCUAUGCUGCAGACAACAGCGACAGCUUCCGGAGCGAGCUGAUCAGCUACCUCACGAGUCCCGAUGUGCGCAGCUUCAUUGUUGGCCCCCCGGGCCCUCCGGGGCCGCAGGGACCCCCUGGAGACAGCCGCUUGGUGUCAGUGGAUGGCUCCUACGGUCUGGGUGGCAGCUCCUCCGUCAGACGGGCCACCUCCUACAGCUCUUCAAUGGGCAUCGGAGGAGCCAGCAGGGGCUCCUUAGGUGAAGAGGGAGCCUUUGGCGCAGCUGCAGGAGACGGAGGACCCUAUGGCACUGACGUCGGCCCAGGUGGGGGCUAUGGCGCAGCUGCAGAAGGUGACAUGUUUGGUGGCAAUGGCGGAUCAUUCAGGACUGGCUUUGCUGGAAAUCUGGAUUACAACGAGCUGGCCGUUCGGGUGUCAGAGAGUCUGCAGCGCCAGGGGCUGCUACAAGGGAUGGCCUACACCGUCCAGGGCCCACCAGGCCGGCCUGGGCCCCAGGGGCCCCCUGGCAUCAGCAAGGUCUUCUCUGCCUACAGCAACGUGACCGAAGACCUCAUGGACUUCUUCCGAACUUAUGGAGCCAUUCCAGGACCCCCUGGGCAGAAGGGAGAGAUGGGCUCCCCAGGGCUCAAAGGUGACAGGGGCCCUGCUGGACCGCCAGGCCGUCCUGGGCCACCGGGUCCUCGAGGGCACAAGGGGGAAAAAGGAGACAAAGGCGACCAAGUCUAUGUUGGGCGGAGGAGGAGGAGAAGUAUCGCCGUCAAGCCAUGAGCCGGCCUCUGCGGAACAGCCCCCUUCUGUGACAGCGAGGGGCGCUAAUACCACAUUCUCUCCAGGGGAGGAAGCCAGAGUUGUCAGUGUCCAACUGAGACAACCUAGCCAAAUAGUCAACUAGCAACCCUUGUUUUAGUCUAAACGAAAUAUUCGAAACAUAGAUGUAGAAUUCUGUCAGAUACACAAUCCAGAACAGCUUCACGGGGUGGACUUGAAGAGCAAUUGCCACGUUUUCGAGGGAGACUUCUCUAUCUCCAUCUGAGCUCCUCGGCUUCUUUAACACUUAGUUCAAGCCCCGACCUAGGAGAGCCAGUUACAUAAAAGUUGGCUAAGGAGUCCUGGGGCUCUGCCUAAAAAAUGAGCGAGAACAUGAGAUGGAGACGGGGUCCUACCCGAAGGUGCCCCAGUCGGGGUGUGUUCUGGCUACUGCUGCCAGGCUAGCUAUCAGCUCCUGCCUCCCAUUUACUCUGCGUUCUCUAGUAGGAAAGAGUCGGCCUAAGUGACUCUCGCAGCUGAACACAUUAGAAAUGCACUUCCCCUGUAGGUGAAAGGUUUCUAAUAGUUACAUUAUAUAUGCAUAUCCUGGUCCCACUGCUUACAGUCUGAUAUAACCGUGAUCUGUGCCCACACGCCCACGCUAGAUUUAUAGAUACGUUCCACGGAACCGGACUACAGCAGACCGGGCAGGGAGGGCCACAGGCAAGGCCGAACAGGAGGGGCAGGAAACCAGAGUAUGGAUUCCGGGAAAGACGGCUUCAACGCGAGAUGUCACCCUCUGUUCAGCACUUGGGAAAAGGCAUGAGGGGCUGGGCACAAUUGGUUUUUAAGCACUUUUCGAUGUCUAACAUUUUUAUGUGGUCUAU